CUAACACUUUUGGUUGUCAAUUAUAGUGAAAGGUCAUCAAAGUCCAGGCCUUUUCCAUGUCCCCGCAUCAAUCAAGGAGGUCCCUCUCUCCCUCUCAUUUCAUUCCCCUGUUUUAAUGGAACCCAAUGUAGUAGUCUCAACUCUUGAAUACAACAAAGCGGUGCCCACCAUCUCGAUUCGUCCCCCGCAACCAAACAUGGCCGAAAAUAAAAAAUCAGACCUUCAGGCCUUGACUACAAAAAGAGAUGAUGGCAAAAAACAGUUAGUCCCCAAGAGAAGUUCCACAAAAGACAGGCACAAGAAAGUCGAUGGCAGAGGCCGAAGAAUUCGGAUGCCAGCUCUUUGUGCAGCCAGGAUUUUUCAGUUAACUAGAGAAUUGGGACACAAGUCUGAUGGAGAGACAAUUCAGUGGCUGUUGCAGCAGGCUGAACCGUCUAUUAUCGCGGCUACUGGCACCGGGACUAUUCCAGCUUCGGCUCUUGCAGCUGCAGGAUCCUCUGUUUCGGAACAGGGGAACUCUGUUUCGGCUACUCUGCAUUCAAGAUUAGAUGAGCUGGGGCAAAGCAGGGCUGGUUGGAAUGGAGUGAAUGGUAAUUUUGGUAGAUCCAGUGUUUUCUGGCCUUCGUUGGCUGGUUUCGGAUCAGGGUACGUGCCCAAUUCCGGUGUACAAGUAAAUGAUCAGAACUUGAGCCUAAUAUCAAAAUUUGGAAUGCAUGGAUUCGAAUUUGCAAACUCAAGCUUGAAUUCCUCGAGUUUUGCCACAUUUUUCAGUGGAAAUGGACAACAGCUUCCGGGAUUGGAGCUUGGACUUUCGCAGGAUGGUCAUAAUGGGGUCCUCAGUUCCCAAACCAUCAGCCAGUUCUAUCAGCAGGUGGGACAGGACACCAGCAGCCCUCUGAAUCUACCGCAGCAACAGAGGCAUUCGGAUAAAGAUGAGUCUCAAGAAUAAAGACCAUAGAGUUUUCUGGAGGAGCUUUUCUAGUAAGUAUUCGUUUUCUUACAUGUAUGAUCAGAUCAGAAGCUACAUAAUUUUUACAGUGACAAGCUCGAGUAAAGUUGCCUGGAUUCUGCAUGAAAGCUUGCACUUGCUUUUGCUUCAGGAAUCAUCCAAGUUUUCGUAACAUAUAUAGUUUGGACCUCGUACAGCUGAGUGGCUUGAUCCAUAUUUGCGAUUUUCUGACUUCUGUCAAGAUCUGACACGAACCGACAUAAGUCCUUGGUCAGGGACAUAUAAAUGUAACAUGUUUGUAUGAGUGCUUUCUCGAUCAUUCAUUAAAUAAUGAGCGGUGUCAAGUGUGGUGUGUGUUUGUACUUGAGAGCUUUAUAAUCAUGCUUUAAUCGCAUGUAUUCGGUAUGCCUAUAGUAAGCUAAAGUACUUGGUAA
This is a messenger RNA of Daucus carota subsp. sativus, 1383 nucleotides long. Its product is annotated as transcription factor TCP20. The transcript is spliced from 2 exons. NCBI's taxonomy places the organism in Eukaryota, Viridiplantae, Streptophyta, Magnoliopsida, Apiales, Apiaceae. The record is from RefSeq and is a predicted model, not a curated record. Gene Ontology annotation, molecular function: DNA-binding transcription factor activity; sequence-specific DNA binding. Gene Ontology annotation, cellular component: nucleus. Bases 116 to 949 code for a protein of 277 amino acids.